CACUCUCGAGUCUCGACUUCCAACUGCUCGUUGCUGCGCUUCAAUGGCUCCCAAGGUCUUGAUGGUGGCGGAGAAGCCUAGUAUCGCGCUGUCUAUAGCGUCGGCACUGUCAGGCGGGCGGAUGUCCACACGCAAAAGCAGUACCGAUGUUCAUGAGUUUGAUGGGACAUUUAGGGGAUUUGAUGUACAUUACAAAGUGACAUCUGUGAUUGGCCAUGUUUUCAGUUUGGAUUUUCCACCAACAUAUCAAAAUUGGGAAGUAACUGAUCCUAUGGAUCUUUUCCAGGCACCAGUGUUAAAGUCUGAAUCAAACCCAAAGGCACACAUACGUCGGCAUUUGUCUCAAGAGGCUAGAGGUUGUGGUUACUUGGUAUUAUGGUUGGAUUGUGAUCGUGAAGGUGAAAAUAUCUGCUUUGAAGUUAUUGAAUGCACUGGAAUCCCUGAAACCGAGUGUGGAAAGAGGAUUUUGCGUGCUCGAUUUUCAUCUGUAACUGAAAAGGAUAUUUUAAAUGCCAUGAACACUCUUGUUAAACCAAACAAAGAUGAAGCUCUAGCUGUAGAUGCACGACAGGAGAUUGAUUUAAAGGUUGGAGUGGCCUUCACACGAUUUCAGACGCGUUAUUUCCAAGGGAAAUAUGGAAAUCUUGAUUCAAGAGUCAUUUCCUAUGGACCAUGCCAAACCCCAACUCUUGGGUUUUGUGUGCAGCGGUAUCUGCAAAUUACUACAUUUAAACCUGAAAAGUUCUGGUCUUUGAACUUGCAUGUAAUAAAAGAUGGUUAUGAACUUCUUUUAGAAUGGGAUCGGAACAAAGUAUUUGAUCAUGAAGUUGCUAUGUUGUUCCAAAAACUAGUUUCUGAUGACGGCAAUCUAAAAGUAAUAGAUGUAUCUACAAAAGACGAAUUGAAAAGUCGCCCCUGUGGCCUUAACACAGUGAACUUGUUGAAGGUUGCAUCAAGUGCAUUGGGUUUGGGACCUCACACAGCAAUGCAACUAGCUGAGCGGUUGUACACUCAAGGUUUUGUCAGUUAUCCACGUACAGAGAGCACAGCAUAUCCUGCUUCAUUUGACUAUAGAGCCACUCUUGGAGCGCUACAAAACAAUCUUUUAUGGGGCAGUGAUGUGCGUGCACUACUAGCUGAUGGUUUCCAUAAGCCACGAUCAGGUUCUGAUGCAGGUGACCAUCCUCCCAUUACUCCAAUGAGGUCAGCAACUGAAGAUAUGCUUGGAGGUGACUCUUGGAGGCUUUACCAGUAUAUUUGUCAGCAUUUCAUUGGUAGCUUAAGUCCUGAUUGCAAGUACACAAGGACAAAAGUAGAGUUUUCAGCCGGUGGAGAGCUGUUCCAUUGCAUUGGGCAGCAUGUUACAUCUAAAGGAUUCACAUCAAUCAUGCCUUGGAUGGCAGUUAGUGAGAAACUUAUACCUCGAUUCACGGUGGGUGAGAAAAUUGGUAUCAUAAAAGUUGAAAUAUAUGAGGGAAUGACGAGCCCCCCAGAUUACCUUAGCGAGAGUGAGCUAAUCUCUCUUAUGGAAAAGAAUGGUAUUGGCACAGAUGCAUCCAUUCCUGUACACAUCAAUAAUAUCUGUGAACGGAACUAUGUUCAGGUCAAUUCUGGGCGGAGACUGGUUCCAACUGCCCUUGGAACCACACUGAUUCGUGGGUAUCAGUGCAUUGAUCCUGACCUUUGUUUGCCGGACAUACGUGGCUUUAUUGAACAGCAAAUCACCCUAAUAGCUAAAGGUCAGGCAGAUAAUACUCGGGUUGUGCAACAUGUUCUUCGGCAGUUUACUGAAAAAUACUCUUAUUUUGUCAAACAGAUUGAGAACAUGGAUGCGUUGUUUGAAGCACAAUUCUCACCUUUAGCGGACUCAGGCCGUCUCCUAAGCAAAUGCGGAAAAUGCAGUCGGUACAUGAAAUACAUUUCCACUCAACCAACACGAUUAUAUUGUGUCACCUGUGAGGAGGUUUAUUGCCUUCCCCAAAAUGGCACCAUCAAGCUUUACAAGGAACUCACAUGCCCUCUAGAUGGCUUUGAGCUUCUACUCUUCUCCAUGUCCGGCUCCGACGCAAAGUCAUUCCCGCUUUGCCCUUACUGCUACAACAGCCCUCCAUUCGAAGGGAUUGACACUCUAUUCGGCGCUUUCAAGGGCGGAAAUUCUGUUAAGUUAGGUAAGGGAGCAGGCAUGCCCUGCUUUCUUUGCCCUCAUCCAACAUGCCGACAUUCUCUGAUAACGCAAGGGGUCUGCGCAUGUCCCGAGUGCAGCGGCACACUCGUACUCGACCCGGUCAGUGCCCCGAAAUGGAGAAUCUAUUGCAACAUGUGCAACUGUGUAGUCCUGCUUCCUCAAGGCGCUCAUCGGAUCUCAACCACUAAUAAGAGGUGCCCGGAAUGUGAUUCAGCAAUCAUCGAAGUGGACUUCAACAAGAAGACAACACCACUUCCCGACGGUUCUACGCUGCAUGCUGGUUGCAUUUUGUGUGAUGAAUUACUGCAUUCUCUGAUAGAGAUGAAGCACGGGAAGUCUUUUUACCGUGGUCGAGGUAGAGGACGUGGCAGAGGUCGGGGAAGGGGUGGCAGGGCAAGGGGCCGAGGCGGACCUAGAAACUCUGACCCGAAAAUGAGCUUCCGGGAUUUCUAAUCAGGCUUCUCUUUCUCUACCAAGCAUUUUUCUUAGUUGAUGUAGAUUAUUCAACCCUUCAUUACAUUAAAUAUCUAACAGUAAGUAUGUACAUUAUUCCAAACUAAAUUUGUUAUUGGUUUAAAUGUCCUGAUCACUUUCAUAUGUAAUGUGGCUUUAUAUUUGAUUGUAAUGUUCAUUUUGUUUCCUGUAUUUUUAAAAUACUCAAUACAGCCUUGGUUAUAUGAUUAUAAUUUGGCAUGGACCAUAAUUGGAAAAUGUUUGAUCAUGACAGAAAGCCUAGUCUGCAUUGAUCUAAUAAUCAGAAAUUUCACAAACAAAACUAGCUAUACUUUUAUUUAUCAUAAAAUUCUCAGUGAAUGCCUGAACACAUUGGUGAAGAUAAUAACUAGUUUCAUGUGCUAGUUAAACAAACAAAGAAGGUUCCAAAAUCCGGUUUCAGCUUAACAUUAAAAUAAACAUCACAUCUCAAUAUUUCAGGUGCUAAGAACAUCAGUCCAACUAUAAAAUGCCAGCUUAAUACAGUACCCUUGAAAACUUAGACAAUGGCUCAAAACUAUGAAAAGAAUAGCUUCUGAAAAAGAAAA
This is a messenger RNA of Dioscorea cayenensis subsp. rotundata (Guinea yam), 3225 nucleotides long. Its product is annotated as DNA topoisomerase 3-beta. Gene Ontology annotation, molecular function: DNA topoisomerase type I (single strand cut, ATP-independent) activity; DNA binding. The coding region runs from base 44 to 2638 and encodes 864 amino acids. Gene Ontology annotation, biological process: DNA topological change. Gene Ontology annotation, cellular component: nucleus. The transcript has 15 exons. The record is from RefSeq and is a predicted model, not a curated record. Lineage: Eukaryota; Viridiplantae; Streptophyta; Magnoliopsida; Dioscoreales; Dioscoreaceae.